AUGUCAGCCAGAAAGGGCUAUCUGCUCUCUUCGCCAAAUUAUUCCACCACGGCCAUGGCAUGCUCGGAGAGCCCCGCUGCAAACUCUUUUUUGGUGGACUCCUUGAUCAGCUCAGCCUCGAGCAGAGGGGAAGGCGGAGGAGGAGGAGGCGGGGGCGGCGGAGGAGUUGGAGGAGGCGGAGGCGGAGGAGGCGGCGGCGGCGGCGGCUACUAUCCCAACAACAGCGGUGUCUACCUGCCACAGGCGUCCGAUCUGUCCUAUGGGCUGCAAAGCUACGGGCUUUUCCCGGUCCUGAGCAAACGCAAUGAAGGCCCUUCUCCAAGCGUGGCGGCGGCUUCUCACGCCUACAUGUCAGGGAUGGAAGUCUGGCUAGAUCCCCCCAGGUCCUGCCGCCUGGAAGAGCACGAGAGCCCGCAGGCGACCUCCUGCUCCUUCGCUCCCAACAUCAAAGAGGAGAGCUCCUACUGCCUCUAUGACGCCGAGAAGGGCCCCAAAGAGGCAGCGGCCACCGACUUGUCCGUUUUCCCAAGGCUGAGCUCGGAGGUCUGCUCCAUGAACAACGUGACAGCCGCCGGGGUGCCCGUCCCAGGCUACUUCCGCUUGUCUCAAGCCUACGGUACUAGUAAGAGCAGCGGCAGCAGCAAUGGCAGCAGCUACAACAACAGCAACCACCACCAUCAACAUCAUCACCAACAGCAGCAGCAGCACCAUCCGGGGCAGAUGGUAGUUCCUUCCCAGUUCGCCCCGCAACCUCAAGUGCGCUUUGAAACUCCGCCAGCGUUGACUCCUGCAGUCCCACCGCCGGAUCCGGGGAGAAAAGACAGCGAGGAUUCAUCCCCACCAAGCACCUUGGCUUGCGUGGCCCAAAGGGGUGAGGAAGAAGGGCAAGCUUCCUCUUCGGCCCCCGAAGAACUCUCCCCGGCUCCUUCAGAGAACAGCAAGCCCUCUCCAGAGAAGGAAACGCUAGGCAAUUCAAAAGGAGAGAGCGCAGCCAGUUGGCUCACCGCAAAAAGUGGCAGGAAGAAGCGAUGCCCUUACACCAAGCACCAAACUCUCGAGCUGGAAAAGGAGUUUCUGUUCAACAUGUACCUGACUCGUGAGCGUCGCCUAGAGAUCAGCCGCACAGUCCACCUAACAGACAGACAAGUCAAAAUCUGGUUUCAGAACCGCAGGAUGAAACUGAAGAAAAUGAACAGGGAAAAUCGAAUCCGGGAGCUCACAGCCAACUUCAAUUUCUCCUGAUGAACCCUAGGCACGCAACUUGAUGGUUUAAACAGCUAGGACGGUUCCACCCCCCCCUCCUCACCCACCGGUCUCCUCCCCACCCCCUAAGCCUCUAGCUACUCGCACCUGUGUGGGUUCAAGCCUUUCAAUUACAUCCUCAGCCUCUCCAUGGCCUCUUGGUAAUUGAUUUCGUUGGGAUGAAGCCAUAACUGAUGCACACUACCCCAUCCAUGUCCGCUACUGCCCUCAGUGCAUUCUCGGUUCUGGAAAGUCUGGCGCCGAGGGGGGGAAAAGGGUUUUCAGAACCCUAGAUGCCUAUUGUCCCCCCCUUCUCAACACCCCCUCCUCAAACUCCAUUUUCAGAAAAUUGAGCCAAAUCAGAAUGAAGGCAACUGGCGUUCUCUCCCACCGCACUGUAGUGAUAGCUGGUGUUUUGGAUCUGGGCCGAGGAAGUUUUGAAUAAUUAAAAUCUGGCCACGCCGCUGCUUAAUAGGAAGCAUGCUUCUAGCCGAUCCAGAUAAAAUCAGGUUAUAUAAUAUGGCGUCAGGAGCCAAGGCUGGCGCACUUAUAUGUUUGCUUGUGCCCAAUCCCCCGCGUACUCAAAAAAAUCUAUAUUUAAUACGUAUUACAACUUUUAAAAUUGCCACGAAAAUGAUACCUCUUCCCCCUCCUCCCCCCUUCCCCCCCCAAAAAGGAGAGAGGAAAGUCUUUGUCUCGCUUUAUUGGCUAAAAUCUUACACUUUCUGGUUGUAGGUAAUGACUUGAGGUAGUUUUUGCUUUGGAUACCUUUGGGUUACCGCUAGUUACGCUUGGCAAGCACAUGAAAGGAAGGAAGGAAGAAAUCUCCUCGCUUUGGAGAGGAGAAACGACUUUGUCCACGGAGAGGUGUGUUAUUCUAUGUAUAUUGGACCACCAGAAGAAUUUUUUUCCCUGUCUUGACUGUGGGGGACAGCAAGGGAGAUAAAAGUUUUUUCCCUGGUUUCCUUGAUACUGUGAAGUUACAUGCGUUGAAAAGGUCAGGCGUGUAGUGCAAAGAGAAGUUUUUUUAAAAAAGAAAAAAUAUCUAUGAAUACAGAAUAUGUAUAAAUGUCUAUUAAUAUUAAUAUUAUUAAUAUUAUUAAAAUGCCGAUACUGUUGCAAGCAAAGCAUUCUGUAGCGUUAUUCUCGAUGUUAGCUCUAUCUCUCGUCCAUCCCCUCCUUACCUUAAAACCAAUUAAUUGUAAUGCUGCCCUGCAUGGAAGUAAAGCAACACACACACACACACACACACA
Messenger RNA from Zootoca vivipara (common lizard), 2495 nucleotides. It is a transcript of the gene HOXA10, whose product is annotated as homeobox A10. Gene Ontology annotation, molecular function: RNA polymerase II cis-regulatory region sequence-specific DNA binding; DNA-binding transcription factor activity, RNA polymerase II-specific. Gene Ontology annotation, cellular component: nucleus. Lineage: Eukaryota; Metazoa; Chordata; Lepidosauria; Squamata; Lacertidae. Gene Ontology annotation, biological process: regulation of transcription by RNA polymerase II. The record is from RefSeq and is a predicted model, not a curated record.